AUGUUAGUCAGUGAUGGCGUGGAGGGUUCUGUACUGGAGGGUUUGGUUGCCAAACGGACUCAAUAUUCCGAAAACUGCAUCAAAACUCUCGAAACGAUUCCAAAAACUGGAAUCUGCAACGGCAGCUUUGACAUGUUUGUGUGUUGGCCCCAUUCUCCAGCCGGGAAGGUUUCUGUCCCGUGUCCCUCUUACCUACCGUGGAUCAAUAAUGACAGCUCCAGGAGUGUGCACCGGGAGUGUCUGGAGGACGGGAGCUGGCGUCGGAAGGAGAACUCCUCGGACCUCUGGAGGGACCAGUCCGAGUGCCAGGAGACAAACCCUUACAAAGAGGAGGCAGAUAUGGUGCCCCUUCAUAGUGCCCUCAGAGUGGUGUCCCUUGUGGGCUACUCCCUCUCCCUCUGCUCCCUCUCCCUGGCUACCCUCCUCAUGGCCUUGUUCAGGAAGCUGCACUGCACCAGGAACUACAUCCACAUGAACCUGUUUGGCUCCUUCAUCCUGAGAGCCCUGUCCGUCAUCCUGAAGGAGCUGCUCUUGCACAUCCUGUACAACAGGACGUUCACCGACGACGCAGGCUGGAAUUCCUACUACAACUCUGCGACGGCGGUGAUGUGCAGGGUGGCCCGGGUGGCCAUGGAGUACUUUGUGGCGUGCAACUACUUCUGGCUGCUGGUGGAGGCCAUCUUCCUUCACACGCUCCUCUUCACCGCCGUCCUCACCAAGAGACGCCUGCUGAAGAGAUACAUGUUCCUGGGAUGGGUGACUCCAGUGUUGUUCGUGACGCCAUGGACCGCGAUCAAGAUUCAGUACGAGAACAGAGGAUGCUGGGGUGAAAAUAAGAAUCCAGGGUUCUGGUGGAUUAUCCAGGGCCCGAUUACACUAGCUAUACUGAUCAUUUUCUUGAUCUUCAUCAAGAUCCUGAUGCUGCUCCUGUCCAAGCUUAAAGCAGAUCAGGGGAAGUUCACAGACUACAGAUACAGCUUGCUGCGCGCUACGCUGAUCCUGUUUGCUCUGCUGGGCAUCCACGAGGUGGUGUUCACCGUGCUGUAUGCUGAGUGCUUGGAUGGGAACGCUCUCUACGCUAGGAACUUCAUCAAUCUCACGCUCUGCUCCUUCCAGGGGUUUGUGGUUGCUGUGUUGUACUGCUUCGCCAAUGGAGAGGUCCAAGCAGAGCUGAAGAAACGCUGGCAGCUUUUCCUCUUCACCAACCGCUUCCAGUUCAGGAGCUGCCUCCGGGCCAUGCCCCUCAAGCACCUGUGGAAGUGCUCCAGGGGGCGCGGCCCGCACCACUCCCAGCAGCAGAGCGAAUCGUGCGACGAGGGGGGCGGGGCUUCCACCUCCACCACCACCUCGUCCAUAAACCCCCACCUGCUGCAGGUGGCCGUCCACGGCGGCUGCGGGUCCCCCUCGUCCUUAGAGGGCGAGGUCAAAGGGCAGAGGGCGCACAGGUUAAGCUGCAAGAGGCCGUCCAGCAGCGACGUAGAGAUGACCCAGGGAGAGACACUGGAGGAGAUUAUGGAGGAGGAGGUGUCGUUCUGAAGCCUCCGUCACCAUCUUUGUACAGCCAACACCGCCCGUAUAGACACAUCCCCGCAUCCUGAUGGAGGUCGUCAUGAGUUCCCGUUGCGUUUCUCUCCGCUGGUCCGUCUGGCCUAGAGCCCCACUGGAAGGAUCUCUGAAAACGAUCCCGACACUGAGGAUGAUGGACUCAUCAGGGCUAGGCGGAGAAUCGGUUCAUGAGGAAGCGAGGAGUGCCGCCGUUUGCAAAAUUUUCCAAAACAAUGGCGCUGGCCGAGAACAGGGAGGAUGGAGCGAAUAACGAUGUUUAAAGAUGAGCGUCCAUUUGCACGGAAGGCUUCUCUCAGAGGAGGAAAACAGUAGGUGCGUUUCCAACCCCCUAAUUUAAUGCAAACUUUGAAGUAUCGAAUCAGUAAACGGUGAUGGAAACACCAAAAUUCGCAUCAAAAUCCUCCAAUUCGCAAAAAAGUUUAUCCGCUCGCUUGAGGUGGUUUUUGAGAAAUGAGAAACAGAGUAAAUUCGCAAAAUGGGAGAUGGAAACACAUUUUGCGAAUCAGCUGUGACGUAGCGAACUUUGAACACACAGGACUGACAGUCUUUCCGAUUUCCUCAUAACGACCGGCCAUAGCAACCCUGCCGACAUCAACGUGUAACGUCAUCACCCUAUUCCGCUCCAACCACUUGAUGGAAACGCACCUAAUUCGAAUCACUUUUUUGCGAACUUUCUAAAGAUUCGCAUCACCUUUUAGAUGGAAACGCAGCUAAUGAUACAUUCCUACUAAUAGCAGAAACCCUUCGUGUUGUGUCCGAACCUCCAGCGGGAAAAAUUAAUGGAAAGAUGUUAAAAGUGUCUAUUAUCGCUUAAUAUAUGUCUUGCAAUGUGAAGCCAGUCAAAAAUAAUAAUCUGUACAUCAAUAGAUAUGGAUUGAUCAUAUAUGAAUACAAUGUAUUUGUCUUUUUUGGAAAAAUUGUGAAUAUGUAAAAACAAUCAAUAUAAGUACAGAAUAUGUGUUGCAAAUGUCACAUGCUUAUGUAUAUUUUAUACGUAUAUAUGUAUGGAUGUGUGUUUGUGUGUAUAUUGAAGGCAUUUUGUGAAGAAGUUAGACGAUAUCUUGUAUUUCCAGUUAUGUCCUGUGUAGCUUACGGCAAAAACCAACCUUGUCUGGGAUGUAUCAAUGUGCAAAAAUCAAAUAAAAGAACCAUGUCAGUUGCUACCAAGAACCAUUACUGUCUAACAAUAAAGCAUUUACAGGCAUUUAAUCCAAUCUACAUGUCUUCUAUGGUGAGGAGGAGCAUGAAUAUCAAAUGAAUGUCGAGCGGUCUAUACCAACUAGU
Messenger RNA from Gadus chalcogrammus (walleye pollock), 2850 nucleotides. RefSeq names its product glucagon-like peptide 2 receptor. Gene Ontology annotation, biological process: cell surface receptor signaling pathway; adenylate cyclase-modulating G protein-coupled receptor signaling pathway. The record is from RefSeq and is a predicted model, not a curated record. Bases 1 to 1536 code for a protein of 511 amino acids. Lineage: Eukaryota; Metazoa; Chordata; Actinopteri; Gadiformes; Gadidae. The transcript is spliced from 13 exons. Gene Ontology annotation, molecular function: peptide hormone binding; glucagon receptor activity. Gene Ontology annotation, cellular component: plasma membrane.